AUGACGGAUCAACCAAUAAAACGAAUAACGUUACAAAUCCCUUUUAAAAACGAAGAACAAGCUAUAUUAGUGACAGAAAUUUUAAAUGUUGACAAAGAACUUAAAGGUAGUGGAAUCCAUAGAAACAUAAACUUUGAAGAUAAUAGUUUGCUUGUUACUUUUGAAGGUGUUGAAUACAAAAAGCUGAGAGUAUCAAUUAACGCUUUUUUAAAAAAUGUUUUGUUAAUUGUAAAAACAUUUAAUACUUUUGCUUUA
Molecule: messenger RNA, 255 nt
Organism: Brenthis ino (lesser marbled fritillary)
Lineage: Eukaryota; Metazoa; Arthropoda; Insecta; Lepidoptera; Nymphalidae
Source: the annotation of a GenBank genome assembly